AUGCCAAGGGGCUUCCUGGUGAAGCGAACCAGACGAACAGGCGGCUCCUACCGAGUGCGCCUAGGAGAGCGGGUCUUCCCCCUGCUGGGACCCCCGGUGGCGCCGCCCUUCCCCGAGGAGGCUUCCAGUGUCCCCCAGUCCUGUGUGGAGCAAGUGGCGCCCCUCAUUCUGGAAGAGCCUGGAAAAGGGUUGGAGGAGGAGGCAGCCCCCGAACUGUCGGGGUCGCCCAGCCGGGCAGCUGGGGCGAGCCCCAGGGCGGGUGGACAGGAAGAUGCGGAGUGGAAGGCAGAUGGCAGGGAGGGUCCUGGGCCCAGCCCUAGCCCUGCAAAGCCGGCAGGUGUGGACCUGCGCAGGGCGUUCCUGGAGCGCUGUCUCAGCUCCCCCAUCUCGGCCGAGUCCUUUCCCGGGGGCACAGCCGCUGUGGCCGCCUUCUCUUGCUCGGUGGCGGCAGCAGCUGCACAAACCUCGGGGGAGCAGUUCCUGCUGCCGCUCCGGGCACCGUUCCCAGAGCCCGCGCUCCACCCGGACCCGGCGCCGGUCUCGGCCGCCCUGCAGGGGGUGAAGCGGGCGUCCAGCGGCGAGCGCCGGCCCAAGGCACCGCCAGGGUGCGGGUCUGCACCAGGGGCCGCUGGAGUUAAGAAGUCAAAGGCCAUAAGGAAGUUGAGUUUCGCCGAUGAAGUGACUACAUCCCCUGUCCUGGGACUGAAGAUCAAGGAAGAGGAACCCGGGGCGCCGUCCCGGAGCCUGGGCGGUAGCCGUACCCCGCUGGGGGAGUUCAUCUGUCAGCUGUGCAAGGAGCAGUACGCAGACCCCUUCGCGCUGGCCCAGCACCGCUGCUCCCGCAUCGUGCGCGUUGAGUACCGCUGCCCGGAAUGCGACAAGGUCUUCAGCUGCCCCGCAAAUCUGGCUUCCCAUCGCCGCUGGCACAAGCCACGUCCCACAUCAGCAAACGCUGCCACAGUCUCCUCGGUCGAGGGGAAGGCGCCACCGGCUCCGACCCCCUCGUCGUCCCUGGGCUCCGGGGCUGUUGCGCCUUUCCUGGCAGAGGGGAAGGAGAACGGCCGGGCUGAGCCGCCCGUAGAUCAGCACCAGCCGCCCAGGGACAGCUCCGGGGCGGAGCCGCGCCAGAGCAGCGCCCCGCGCCCGGGCCUGCAGGUGCUACCCCGCCCGGAGCCGCCGGGGCCUCAGGGCCCCUACGCGGAGGGGGUGUUGGGGCGCGGGGUGCCUGGACGAGCCAGUGGUGUCGGGGGACCUGAGAUCUUUGUGUGUCCGUAUUGCCACAAAAAGUUCCGUCGCCAAGCGUAUCUGCGCAAGCACCUGGGCACUCACGAGGCAGGCUCGGCUCCCGCGCUCGUCCCGGGUUUUGGCUCGGAGCGCGUCGCCCCGCUCGCCUUCACUUGCCCGCUCUGCGGGGCGCACUUUCCGUCCGCAGACAUUAGGGACAAGCACCGGCUGUGGCACACUGUCCGUGAAGAGCUGCUCCUGCCCGCGCUGGCCGGGGCGGCCCAGGAAGCACCGAGUUCAGGCGGGGCAGCCGACGGGAGCGCUCAGCAGAUUUUCUCCUGCAAGCACUGUCCAUCCACUUUUUUUAGUUCUCCGGGUCUGACCCGGCACAUUAAUAAAUGCCACCCCUCAGAAAGCCGGCAGGUGCUGUUGCUGCAGAUGCCACUGCGGCCCGGUUGUUGAGAGACUAGAGACAGGGAAGAUUGUCGAAUUUG
Molecule: messenger RNA, 1718 nt
Organism: Talpa occidentalis (Iberian mole)
Lineage: Eukaryota; Metazoa; Chordata; Mammalia; Eulipotyphla; Talpidae
Gene: INSM2
Product: INSM transcriptional repressor 2
Exons: 1
Coding region: 1-1686 (561 amino acids)
Biological process (GO): regulation of cell cycle process; neuron differentiation; negative regulation of transcription by RNA polymerase II
Cellular component (GO): nucleus; transcription repressor complex
Molecular function (GO): RNA polymerase II cis-regulatory region sequence-specific DNA binding; DNA-binding transcription repressor activity, RNA polymerase II-specific
Source: RefSeq, a predicted model, not a curated record